Messenger RNA from Zea mays, 2051 nucleotides. Its product is annotated as sodium/hydrogen exchanger. Gene Ontology annotation, cellular component: plasma membrane. The record is from RefSeq and is marked validated. Gene Ontology annotation, biological process: potassium ion transmembrane transport; regulation of intracellular pH; sodium ion import across plasma membrane. Gene Ontology annotation, molecular function: sodium:proton antiporter activity; potassium:proton antiporter activity. NCBI's taxonomy places the organism in Eukaryota, Viridiplantae, Streptophyta, Magnoliopsida, Poales, Poaceae.
CUCCACCACUCCUCCUCCCCCUCUCCGCGGAUCACCCACCGAACCCACGCGAAACCGGCGUCCAGAUCUUCUCCCCCGCGGUUCAGAUCCCCGGACGCAGCCGGCGCCUUCUGACUUGGGUUGGCACAGCCGUACAGGUUGCUUUGCGCUGCGGUGGAUCUCCUGGCGUGGCGACAUGGGCCUGGGUUUGGGAGCUCUUCUCAAAUCCGGCGGGCUCUCGGUCUCGGAUCACGACGCCAUCGUCUCGAUUAACAUCUUCAUCGCGCUGCUCUGCAGCUGCAUUGUCAUCGGCCACUUGCUGGAAGGGAACCGAUGGGUGAACGAGUCCAUCACCGCGCUUGUCAUGGGCCUCAUCACCGGAGGCGUCAUCCUGCUGGUUACUAAUGGGACAAACUCACGCAUUCUUGUGUUCAGCGAGGACCUGUUUUUCAUAUAUUUACUUCCGCCGAUAAUCUUCAAUGCCGGGUUUCAAGUAAAGAAAAAGCAAUUCUUCCGCAACUUUAUAACAAUUAUUUUGUUUGGUGCUAUUGGGACUCUGAUUUCCUUUGUAAUAAUCUCUCUUGGUGCUAUGGGGUUGUUCAAGAAACUUGAUGUUGGUCCACUCGAGCUUGGGGACUAUCUUGCAAUUGGUGCUAUUUUCUCGGCAACAGAUUCUGUUUGCACCUUACAGGUGCUUAACCAGGAUGAAACACCCCUACUCUAUAGUCUAGUUUUUGGUGAAGGUGUUGUUAAUGAUGCCACAUCUGUUGUGCUCUUCAAUGCAAUUGAAAACCUUGAUAUUGAUAAUUUUGAUGCUAUUGUUCUGUUGAAUUUCGUCGGAAAAUUUCUCUACUUGUUCUUCACCAGCACCAUACUUGGAGUAGCUACCGGGUUGCUUAGUGCAUACAUUAUCAAGAAGCUCUGCUUUGCCAGACAUUCAACUGAUAGAGAAGUUUCUAUCAUGAUACUCAUGGCAUACCUUUCAUACAUGAUAUCAAUGCUGUUGGACCUGAGUGGAAUUCUUACUGUCUUCUUCUGUGGAAUAGUAAUGUCACAUUACACUUGGCAUAAUGUGACAGAAAGUUCUAGGGUUACCACCAAGCAUACUUUUGCAACUUUAUCAUUCAUUGCAGAAAUUUUCCUUUUCCUCUAUGUUGGGAUGGAUGCAUUGGACAUUGAGAAGUGGAAAUUAGCUAGUAGCAGUCCUAAGAAACCAAUUGCUUUAAGUGCAAUUAUUUUGGGCUUGGUUAUGGUUGGAAGAGCGGCAUUUGUAUUCCCUUUGUCGUUCUUAUCCAACCUAAGCAAAAAGGAGGCCCGUCCAAAGAUCUCCUUCAAGCAACAAGUAAUCAUAUGGUGGGCUGGUCUCAUGAGAGGAGCAGUGUCAAUUGCGCUUGCCUAUAACAAGUUUACAGCAUCUGGUCACACUGAAGUGCGAGUCAAUGCUAUCAUGAUCACCAGCACAGUUAUUGUUGUUCUAUUCAGCACAAUGGUUUUCGGCCUGCUGACGAAGCCGCUUCUCAGUCUCCUCAUCCCACCAAGGACUGGACUGAACACGUCGUCUCUGCUCUCAAGCCAGUCUAUGCUGGACCCACUCCUUACUAGCAUGAUGGGGUCUGACUUUGAUGUAGGGCAGAUCAACUCCCCUCAAUACAACCUCCAGUUCAUUCUCACCGCGCCAGCUCGCUCCGUCCAUCGCCUUUGGCGCAAGUUUGACGAUCGGUUCAUGCGCCCGGUGUUCGGGGGGCGAGGUUUCGUCCCCUUUGUGCCUGGUUCGCCGGUGGAGAGGAGUGUCCCUGAAUCUCACCUGGGCACUGUGACGGAGGCUGAGCGCAGUUGAAAUGAGGCAAGAGGGAUGCCGACAAUUUUCUGUAGAUCUUCAGACAGAUACCACUCAUACUCCUAUUUUAUUUUCAGAAUCCACUGGUGCGAAUUGUUCUUUGUAGUACCUUGUGCAUAUAGUUUUAUAUAGAGCUGCUACACAAGCUGCUGUAAAUUUCUGGGAGGCACUCCCAACUGUAGAUUACUGCAAUUCAUCUGUAAAUUUCAAUCUUGUUCAAGAAGAAUGAUCAUAU